GUCUAUCCGGGAAGCAUGUCCCUCUGUUUGGGGAAACACCGUAAACAAACCGAGUCUGCUCAGCCUGAAGCCGCGUUUCCUCUUUGGCUAAAAACAAAAACACAGCGAACACCGUCUGUUUAAUUUAAGGCACGCUGAUCUGUGUGUGGUCGUGUGAGUCUGCCGGAGCAGCACAGUCUUCACACUGUGUGUGUGUGUGUGUGACCCGGAGAAAGAAAGAGGACGUCCAGGCUUUGACUUUUUUUUGUUUUUUUAUUUAUAUUUCUUCUUCUUAUUUUGCAGAUUGCAUUGAGUAAUCAUGUCUGAUUUAAUCCUGGUGCUCCUGUUAGUCGUGCUCCUGGUGUGUUUGCUUCUCACUAUCAUUGGCUUCCUGCUGUACUCUGGACUCCUGUCUGACGUGAUUAUAAAGACUGGGCCACCUCCUAUCAAAAAUGUGACCAUUGCUUAUAAAUUCAAAGAGGGAUCAUACAAGGAGUGCGGUGCAGCCUACACAGAGAGCUGCAGCAUUGGGCCCAAACUCAGCUCCAUCGGUGUCUUCUACGAUGACCCCAAGCAGAGGCCAUCGGAGAAAUGUCGUUACGUGGUUGGCAGCGUCCUGUGCGAGGGUGAAGAGAAGCCAGACGAAGAACUGCAGAAGCUGUACGAGAAGUUUGGCUUUAAGGUGUUUUCUCUGCCUGAAGUGAGCCACGCUGUGACCACCAGCUUCCCUUGCACCACCCCUCUGUCUUACGUGCUGGCACCUUACAGGGUCUAUCCCAGACUCGCUUCCUACAUCGAGGAGAGGAAGCUGUGCGCGUUCCCAAUGAUUGAGAUCUGUAGUUCAGAUGUCACCAACUAUAUGGUUCCCCUAUCUCGCCAGACGGACUUCUUUGUUCCAGAGAUGAAGGAGGACGUCAAAACAGACGUUAAAGAAGAGGACUCUGACGAGGACAGAGGAACUGACAUUACAGGUGCAGACUCCCACAGUGAUGUGAGUUCAGUGAGUGGCGGCGUGCCCUGGGACAGUAGAGAGACAUCCCUGGCUGCGUCCACAGCUGCCUCGCUGGCCUCUUCCUUGCCUCUACGGGAUGUAAUGGAUGCAAACGAAGACAUUAAGCCCAGAGACCAGAGCGACAGAGCCUCGAACGAGUCUAUGGGCAGCGGCUCAUCCUUUGAAGAGCUUGACAUGGAUCAGGAGGAGGAAGAGGAGAGGGAGGAGAAGGAAGAUGGAGAGGAGGGGGAGGGGGAGGAGGAGGUGCCCGAGGGUGGAGAUGGAGCUACAGUUGAACUAGUGGCCGAGAAGAAGCCCUUGGGGGAAGGAGAGGAGUAGGGAGGAUGCUGAAGAGAUAAGAGAUGGAGCCACGUAACACUGGCAUGCUAGAGAGUUUCUCAGUCGUUGCUCUUGCUGGUUAUCUGUCAUGUAAUCUUGUUGGUGGAUCUAAAGCUGCUCAUGCCAUGACCAACACGCCGUCUUUCUGCGCCUUCUAAUUCCUCUCUCUUUGAAGCCUGUACGUUUUUGUCAUACUGUAAUCUCAUUUUUAAAUAAAUCCUGAUCCUGUAUUUAAGCUCUGUCAGGACAGAACAACAGACAACCCCCCCCCCCCCAUAGGGUUACGUCUUAUUGAGUAGACCUAAUUAUCUCUGUGCGUGGUGUGCAGCAAACGAGAGGCAACAUUUGUUCGAUUCUGUGUUUUAUUUGAAACUGUAAAUGUACGUGAGUCACCACCAUUCAAGUGCAGAUUAUUAAGUCACACUUAGAGUUUAAGAUUGACAUCAAAUGAAAGACACUGGCUAUCCUGGAUAAUCAUACAAGCAUCUUUUUUUGUGUGACAGUUGGUAUUGUACCUGACUUUUCAAGGUCAUGUCCUGAUGGAUUCUUUGUCAUGUGUUUGUGUGCGUUACCUGACUUUUGGUGUCUUGAUAUACUGUAAUGAUGGGGUGAAAAUGUACGGGACCUAAUAUUGACAGACCUAUUUCAUUGUGUUGUGAUUUUUUUUUUUUUUUGUCACACUGGGGAUCUACUGAAGUCUGAGGCAGAGAAAAACAAACUUUCAUCAAUACCAGUAAAGAUUUGUCAUAGUAAAGUAACAUCACAGAAGCCUCUGAGUCACCAGGACUGGGAUUUAAAAUUGAAAGAUUUAGAACUGAAAAACUUUCCUUUAGAUACUGUACAGAGCAUUUAAUUGUCACUCUGCGCUUUAGUUUUUUUCAGCGUAACGUUCACUUCUAUAGUCGGUUUGUUAAACCACUGGACAGUUCUUUUGUAGCCAAAAUUCACUCACUUCCAGAGACUAGUUGUGAUAUUAUUCAUAGGUUGAAGUUGUUGGUGCUGUGAGACAUUGGAAAUGAUGUGCAGCACGUUGCCAUUGUUGUGACUUUCUGUCUGUAAUAAAACUUUCAAAUGAAAUGUUACGGUUGGCAGG
Messenger RNA from Larimichthys crocea (large yellow croaker), 2402 nucleotides. It is a transcript of the gene tex264a, whose product is annotated as testis expressed 264, ER-phagy receptor a. Gene Ontology annotation, cellular component: endoplasmic reticulum membrane; replication fork; autophagosome membrane. The transcript is spliced from 4 exons. NCBI's taxonomy places the organism in Eukaryota, Metazoa, Chordata, Actinopteri, Sciaenidae. Gene Ontology annotation, biological process: protein-DNA covalent cross-linking repair; reticulophagy. Bases 299 to 1309 code for a protein of 336 amino acids. The record is from RefSeq and is a predicted model, not a curated record.